CGAGCACCCAUCGAGAGUGGUUGUCAGUAGUUUUCUCUCUCUCGGCAAGCCAAACAAAAUAGAAAAUACAGAAAACAAAAAAAAACUCGUCAAAGCGUAUUUUAUAUAUACAUACAUUUGAUUUGAUAUUUUGCUAUUGAAAUUGUUUUACAUUUGAAUACAAUGUCCGAAUUCGAAUUACAAUCACUCAAUGAAUGCUUGGAGAAGCAUUUGCCCCCAGCUGAAUUGAAGGAGGUUAAACGCAUUUUGUAUGGCCUUGAGGAGGAACAGAUUCUCGAAAUUCCUGCAAGUGCCACAGAUUUGGCCAAAGAACAUGAUUUUGAGAUCAAGGGCUAUCGUUUCAAUGCUCGGCCAGAGCAAACCCGUCGCCCCCGUUUGGUUCGUGUGGGAGCCAUACAGAAUUCCAUAGUUUUGUCCACCACAGAACCGAUUGAGAGGCAACGUGAAGCCAUUUGGAACAAGGUGAAGACCAUGAUCAAGGCGGCAGCUGAGGCCAAAUGUAAUGUGAUCUGCACACAGGAGGCUUGGACUAUGCCAUUUGCAUUUUGCACACGAGAGAAAUUCCCAUGGUGUGAAUUUGCCGAGGAGGCUGAGCAUGGACCGACCACCAGAAUGCUGAGCGAAUUGGCCAAGGCCUACAACAUGGUUAUCAUACACUCCAUACUGGAACGAGAUGUGGAGCAUGGGGAGACCAUAUGGAAUACAGCUGUUGUCAUCUCAAACAGUGGCCAGUAUCUGGGAAAGCAUCGUAAAAAUCAUAUUCCCCGUGUCGGUGACUUCAAUGAGUCGACCUACUAUUAUGAGGGGAAUACAGGACAUCCUGUAUUUGAGACGGAAUUCGGUAAAUUGGCCAUUAACAUUUGCUAUGGUCGACAUCAUCCACAAAACUGGAUGAUGUUUGGUCUGAAUGGAGCUGAAAUCGUCUUCAAUCCAUCGGCCACAAUUGGACGACUCUCGGAGCCCUUGUGGAGCAUUGAGGCCAGGAAUGCGGCCAUAGCCAAUAGCUAUUUCACGGUGCCCAUUAAUCGUGUUGGCAUCGAACAAUUUCCGAAUGAGUAUACAUCCGGUGAUGGACAAAAGGCCCACAAAGAUUUCGGACCCUUCUACGGAUCCACCUAUGUGGCUGCUCCCGAUGGUUCUAGGACUCCUAGUUUAUCACGCAGUCGGGAUGGCCUUUUGAUUACCGAAAUGGAUUUGAAUUUAUGUCGCCAGGUUAAAGAUUUCUGGGGAUUCCGCAUGACCCAACGAUUGCCGUUGUAUGCGGAAUCAUUUCAAAAGGCCAGCGAACCGGACUUUAAGCCGCAAAUCAUUAAAGAGACUUAACCUGGCAGAGCAUUUAUUCCACCCAUCGAUCUGUAUCUCUUGGACUUAAACACUUUUAUUUCGGCUCAAAUUUGAGUAAUUCUUUCCUUAUUGUAAAUAAAUCGUUUCGCACAAUAAUCAUCUA
Messenger RNA from Drosophila willistoni, 1447 nucleotides. RefSeq names its product beta-ureidopropionase. Bases 163 to 1323 code for a protein of 386 amino acids. Gene Ontology annotation, molecular function: beta-ureidopropionase activity. The transcript is spliced from 4 exons. The record is from RefSeq and is a predicted model, not a curated record. Lineage: Eukaryota; Metazoa; Arthropoda; Insecta; Diptera; Drosophilidae.